UGGACCAGCUUUGUAUGAAGUGACAAUAACAUAUUCGCAAAUAUUUUUCAUACUGCUAAUGGUUUUCGUAUACAAAAUAUUAAUUGUUUGAAUUCACCUCAAUCAGAAUGGAUUUUAAAAUAUUUUUAAUAACAGCAUACAUGAGUUUACUGCCGCGAAUAUUUUCUAGGACACAAAAGACCUUUGAAAUAAUGAGAUUUGAGUCAUGUUCUAAUUAUAAAGAUCUACCGAUUCAAUUGACGAGAGGAAGAAAACUGGGAAGUAACUAUAACAAUCGUAGUUUGGAAUUGACUAUGGAAAUCAAAGAGACCAUUGGUGGAAAGAUUGAUGGAACCAUCGAUCUUUGGAAAUGCGACUUGACUGGAUCACAGAAUACUUGUGAAUAUUAUGUGAAAGAUCUGAAAGUACGAAAAGUUUGUGAGAAAAUACCCAUGAAAGAUCAGCUAUGGAGUCCUUUCACUCAAAAUAUAAAGCCCGAUUUGGAUUGCCCUAUGAAACCUGAUACUUACCAAAUUAAUUGUCCUUUCAACAACGAAAUAUUCAAGUUCAUGCCGGUCCCAACAGGUGUUUGGAAGGCAAGAGGACUGCUGUUUAGCGAUGGCAAAACUGUUCUUUGCAUAGACUUUGAUAGCAGGGUAUUAGAGAGAAGAGUUUGAAUU
Molecule: messenger RNA, 659 nt
Organism: Harmonia axyridis
Lineage: Eukaryota; Metazoa; Arthropoda; Insecta; Coleoptera; Coccinellidae
Exons: 4
Coding region: 108-656 (182 amino acids)
Source: RefSeq, a predicted model, not a curated record